Molecule: messenger RNA, 721 nt
Organism: Artibeus jamaicensis (Jamaican fruit-eating bat)
Lineage: Eukaryota; Metazoa; Chordata; Mammalia; Chiroptera; Phyllostomidae
Gene: PXT1
Product: peroxisomal testis enriched protein 1
Exons: 3
Coding region: 1-408 (135 amino acids)
Biological process (GO): positive regulation of apoptotic process
Cellular component (GO): peroxisome; nucleus
Source: RefSeq, a predicted model, not a curated record
AUGAAGAAGAUAAAAAGUAAUACUAUUGUUUGUGAACCUAAAGAACUCCUGAAUCCCUCUUCCAAAGUAACAAAUUGUUGCAAAUCACUGUGGGUGAAAUAUAGUUUUCAGAAGGCGUACAUGACCAGACUUGCCGGCAACCAGCCAGUUGCAGCCAUGUCAAGGAACCCAGAUCAUGACUCUCCCUCUGAGCCCAAGGAAAACAGCAUCAGCCAGAACCAUCACCAGGAGGAAAUAAUCCACAAGUUGGCCAUGCAGCUGAAAAACAUUGGAGACAGCAUUGACCACAGGAUGGUUCCAGAGGAUCUUCAAUGGGAAGGCAGAGAUGCACUGGCUCGUUUUGUCCUAGUUUUCUUCGGAGGCGCUCACGCGUUGCUGCACUUUCUCUGGAACCACCAUUUGAUGUGAAAGGAACGCACACCAAGUUCUGUUUUCCUCCUACCCUCUGAGAAACACGAAUCCCACCGGCACAGAUGGGAAGAAGACCCUGCCCCGUCUCCCUCUCUUUUUACCCGCCACUGUUGGUUUCUGCCUGGUCCCUUAGAGAACUGUGGACUCCCUGUCCAUCGGUCUGCUCAGAGCACUGGCUCUGAGGUGUCAGUGGUUGCCUGGUGGUAGAGCCCAAGGUGCACUUAGGAGGUGCUGCGGAUGGUCUCACUGCUCCUUGUGAGGAAAUCUCGAACAUUUCCUUGCUCAAGGGAAACCUCACCCUCAAACCAGA